Molecule: messenger RNA, 3048 nt
Organism: Sparassis crispa
Lineage: Eukaryota; Fungi; Basidiomycota; Agaricomycetes; Polyporales; Sparassidaceae
Product: Inositol hexakisphosphate and diphosphoinositol-pentakisphosphate kinase
Exons: 14
Coding region: 1-3048 (1015 amino acids)
Biological process (GO): inositol phosphate biosynthetic process; inositol metabolic process
Cellular component (GO): cytosol
Molecular function (GO): inositol hexakisphosphate kinase activity; diphosphoinositol pentakisphosphate kinase activity; metal ion binding
Source: RefSeq, a predicted model, not a curated record
AUGAACGACGAUUCAGUUGCUCCCAAAGACAGAAAGUCUCGCAGAGGUCUCUUCUAUUCUCCGGAGAGAUCCAGUGACAUCCUCACUGGCACUAGGUCCACUACUCCUUCUCCGGACGGCUCUCGUUCCGACUUGUCUGCUGCUACCGACCACGGCAGACAUCCUAUUAUCCUUGGUAUAUGUGCCAUGGAUAUAAAAGCGCGGUCGAAGGCCAUGCGAGAGAUCCUUACUCGUCUAGUGGAGCGCACGCGCGGAGCUAUAGAGGUAAAAGUUUUCGGCGACAAGGUCAUCCUCGACGAAGAGGUCGAAAAUUGGCCGCGCUGCGACGUCUUAAUAUCUUUUUUCUCAACCGAUUUCCCUCUGGACAAGGCGAUCUCGUAUGGGAAACUUCGUAAUCCCUAUUGUAUAAACGAACUGCACCCCCAAGCACUCCUCUGGGAUCGUCGUCUCGUCGGGACUGUUCUUGACCAUCUCAAAGUGCCAACUCCACGGCGUCUAGAAGUGUCCCGCGACGGCGGACCGAAGGUUGAAGAAGAACUGCGGGAAAUCAUGAAACGCAGAAUUGGUGUGGACCUUGGUGGCUUCCGGGUCACUCCAGAGGUAAUCAUGAGCAAGGACGGCGACGCCAUCAUCAUUGACGGGGAAAUAAUGGAAAAACCGUACGUGGAGAAGCCUGUGAGCGGGGAAGAUCACAACGUGUAUAUCUACUUCAAGGGAGGAGGGGGCCGGAUGCUGUUCCGGAAGGUUGGGAACAAGUCUAGCGAGUUGGAUCCGAACUUGAAUUUCCCUCGAACUGACGGAUCGUACAUCUAUGAGAAAUUCGUAGAUGUCGAUAACUCUGAAGACAUUAAAGUCUAUACCGUUGGCAAAGACUACACUCACGCAGAAACGCGGAAAUCUCCUUUCGUGGACGGUGUGGUCAGAAGAAACACCGAAGGGAAGGAAAUUCGCUUCAUAACCCAUCUUAGUGAAGAGGAGAAGAUGUGGGCUGCGCAAAUUAGUGAGGGAUUCGGGCAAAUGGUGUGCGGCUUCGACAUGUUGAGGUGCGACAACGGCAGCACCAGCCAAGUGAUAGAUGUCAACGGCUGGAGCUUUGUCAAAGGGAAUGAAGCGUACUACGACAAAGCCGCCGAGAUUCUUGCUUCUAUAUGUAUUCAAGCAACCGCUUCCGUGGAGCGUCCCCUCCCUGCGGCCGAGGCGACAAUUGAAGAGUCCCCCACGUGGCUGCUCAAAGCGAAUGUUACCGUUUUCCGUCACGCUGAUCGCACGCCCAAGCAAAAGCUCAAAUUUAACUUCCCAAUUGGGGAGGUGUGGACCCAACCUUUCGUGCGCCUACUCAACGGCGAAAAGGAGGAGAUCAUCCUCCGGGAGCGCGCACAGCUCACCCGUAUCGCUACUGCGGUCGAAGAAGCGAAAAGCCUUGGUGCAGAUGGCGAGAACCUCGCCAAGCUUUCACAGCUCAAUUCUGCUCUUUUCAGCAAGAUUGAGCUACCCGGAACGAAGGCUCAGCUUAAACCUGUUUAUUCGAAGAAGCAGGCAGGCCAAGUGAGGAAGUUGACAAAGCUGACGUUGGUUUUCAAAUGGGGCGGCGAGUUCACACACUCUGCGAGGUACCAGUCGCGUGACCUCGGAGAGACCAUGAGGAAGGACAUAUCUAUAAUGAACAAAGAUGUUCUCAAGAAUGUCAAGAUCUACACCUCUUCUGAACGUCGUGUAGUUGCUUCAGCCGAAAUAUUUGCGGGCGCACUGUUUGAUGUGCACCGCGAUAGUUACCCUGCAGCUUUGUCGAUACCUCCGGUCAGCAACGGCGACGCGUCUUCGCUGUCUUCCCAGGAUGGUUAUGAGACGAAUGCCAGCAAUUUCAGCAAUGGCAACAACCUCCACUCCUCGACGCCGCGACGCGAGCAUUCACAACCAUCUGGACAAAGGCCGAUUAAAUUGAUAGUACGGAAGGACCUAUUGGACGACUCGAACGCGGCGAAAGACCUCAUGGAUGACGUGAAGAAGCGGCUGAAGAUCCUUCUUCGACCUGGUGAGCCAGAGAAGCGUCCGGAAUUGACUUGGCCGAAGAGCAUGAAGAAAGAGCCUGUAGAGGUUGUGAAGGUGAGAUCUGAUCCGUAUCGCACAGUGAGGCUCGCUGACGACUGCACACUGAAGGAGGUGAUUGAGCUUCUGAACACAUUCCGCGAUAUCAUGCGGCGAAAUUGGGUGACCCUGGACGUCGACAAAGUCCAGGAACGAUGGUGUUGCGGAGACGAGCCGUGGCUGUUCCGUGAGCGCUGGGAGAAGCUCUUUGAGGACUUCUGCGACGUUAAGCAGGAGAAGUUCGACCCCUCGCGCGUGUCGGAGCUCUACGACACGAUCAAGUACUGCGCUUUACACCAUCGGACAUUCCUCUUCUCCAUCUUUAGCGAAAACGGGAUGGCAGGUGCUCGGCCUCCACAGGACCGCCGGCUUCACGAGUUGUACGGACGCGCCAAGGCACUGUUCGACCUCGUCGCGCCGCAAGAGUACGGCAUUGAGCCUGAGGAGAAAGAAGAGAUUGGUGUACUGACCUCGCUCCCUCUCCUGCGUAACGUGGUGGAGGAUCUCGAGAAUGCACGGAACAACGAGGAGUGCUCUCUGACGCUUUAUUUCACGAAAGAGAGCCAUAUCCACACAUUGGUCAACCUCGUUCUGCUGUCAGGUCUACCGAUUGCCAAUCGUCGGAUUCCCGAGUUGGACUACUGCUCACACAUAACGUUUGAGUUGUAUGAGCGGAACCAUGGCCGAGGAAAGUCAGACAAGGAAUAUUCGAUUCGGCUCUCGCUAAGCGAGGGCGCGCAUUCUUCGAAUGUGCUGGACUCGGCCCUCGAUGCGCGGCACUCGCUGAAUGUGCAGGCACGCAAGAAAUUAACGCAGCAUUUGCCGUACAGCCUCGUCAUCGAGAAGCUAUCGAAACACUUUGACCGGAUCAGAGAGGACGAGGACACGGAUCCAGACGAGCCGGUCGAGCUCGACGCGCUGAGCGCGCCGGUCGCCAACGACAGCUCACACGACUAUCCUUGA